Molecule: messenger RNA, 5714 nt
Organism: Schistosoma margrebowiei
Lineage: Eukaryota; Metazoa; Platyhelminthes; Trematoda; Strigeidida; Schistosomatidae
Source: the annotation of a GenBank genome assembly
AAUACUAAGAACUGACGCAGGAUGACCACUGAAAAUGGUGAAAUUCGCCGUCCAACUAUUGCUGAUCGUGAGGAUGAAUAUCGUUCGCGUCGUCGAUUGCUGAUGAUUUCUCCAGCAAGAGUAGACCCGUUCGCUGACGGUAUGUAUACAAACAGCGUUUUUAUUGUUUAUCAGCAUUUAUCCUUAAGUUAUUACCCCAUCUAAGAACGAAUUUUUCUUUUUUGUAUAGCGAUGUGGUGUCCAGCGGGGCUUGUUUUUUGUGUAAGGUUAGGGCGUUUGGUAAGUGCAUAUGAUUAGGUGAUUUUUUAGUUCUUAUACAUUCUACGCAAUCCAAACUCUUUUACAGCAAUUUCGCAUCAUUCAACCUUGAAGCAAUCUCUUGGUUCGGAAACGAUGGCCCGGGAUAAACCCAUCACGUGCGUCAUUUUUUUAUGAUGUUAAAUUAUGUGUAUAGUUCUCUAAUGCCUAAUUUGUCUUUGCUUCUUUUUAUUUAUAUUUGUUUCUGCGCACCACUGACAAAUAAUUUGAUGAAUUGGCGUUUGUAGGCGAUCAAACACCGGAUCACCGUCUAUCAACGUACAAAGAUAUCAUGCUUAAUCAGCAACUCACCAAGGAACAACGAGCAUUACAAGCAGAGAUAGCCGAAAGAGGUAAGACGGGGACGCUACGAAUGGACUCAGAAGUUCCCGCAAAAAGACGUAGAUGGGAUCAGCCUACUACAGAUGUCAACGGGACUAAGAAUGACGCACCAACUCCUGCUGCUACUCCAUCAACUCCUUCGAAGCGUUGGGGGGAUGACGCACUCACUCCUUCACGUCCACCCUCUACACUUACAGGAGUCUCAACCCCUGGAAGUCGGUCACAGUGGGAUGACACUCCCGGGAGAGCGAAAGACCCUGGCGCAACCCCUGGACAAAGCGUUAGGCAAUGGUCAGAAACUCCCCACUUUGCAGCUACUCCAGGUCGAGAAACAGGAAGUUCUGCAUUUGGUGUAAGUAUUAAGACUGGUGAAUUUCAUACCGCUAACUAAUUCCCCGUGCUAAUACUUUUAAUUUUUUCCCGUUACAGGGGACACCUAGUGCUAGACGUAACCGUUGGGACGAAACUCCUCACACUGAAAGGUAUGGUGCCGAUACACCAGGUCACGGUGCUGGAUGGGCAGAAACCCCCAGAGCUGAUCGAACUCCUGGCGGUGUAGAGUCAAUUCAAGACACACCAUCUUCAAUGGUUUAUGGACCAGGUUCCACUCCAUCAAGCAUUGCUGCUGCAGCUGCACUUGCCGUUAAGCGCAGAUCUAGAUGGGACGAAACUCCAUUAAAAGCAGGUUCAACUCCAGGUGGUUUAACACCAUCUCAGACUCCGGGCAGCUUCACACCGUCAAGUGCUAUGGGUGGGAUAACGCCAGGAGCAACUCCUGGAGGCUUUAAUGCGGCCAGCGCUUUCACUCCUUCCGGAACUACUCCAACAGGUUUACGGGCUAUGGCUAUGGCUACACCAAAUUUCGGGUCUGCUGCCAUAACAAUACCAGGAGCAGGAAUCCCAAUGACUCCCGAACAGUUACAAGUAUAUGCUUGGCAGAAGGAGAUCGAUGAUCGAAACAGACCUCUAACUGAUGAGGAUUUAGAUGAGUUGUUGCCUCCAGGUACGUGUUGUUCGGUUUUAAUAAGUUAUUCACUGAAUUUCAACUAUCUCUUUCACCAAUCAUGUGUUAGUUUGAAAAUAUGAACUUAUUUGUUGUAGAUGAAACUUAUUAACUUACUGAAUCCAUCAUCUCUACCAUGCCAAGCGUAUUUAAGCAACAUAUAACAAGUUAUCAUAUUUCAGACAAAAAAUAAAAUGUGAGCUUUUAAAUAACUAACUGAUACUCUCACACUAUGUUGGGUUUUCUAACAUAAACCUUUAAUUGUUUAUCAUUGGUUAGACGACAGUCCAACGAUUGUUUCUGUCUCCAAACAUUCGCGGUGGCCUACACAUCCCUUAAUUCAUGUUCACUCAUCUCAUACUGUGCAUUCUUUGAUAAACAAUAGUAAACGGUUUAUGACAUGGUAUAAAAUAAGGUGGGUUCUGUCACCUCUACAUUUCUCAACACAUUUUGACUAGAUGGAAUUCUAAAGAUUGUGCGUGUCAUCAUAUGUCUCAGGAUAAAGGCUGUUAGCAUUCGUGCUGUUGUGUUUAUUGUAUUGGGUGUAAAUAAAAUCGCGUUUUUACCCCAACUUUCUCAUUACCUGUUGUCUUUUUAAGGAUUUUGUGAUUUGUUCGCAAUGUCAUCUUUUCGCUCUGUGCGUGGCAUAUUUGGUGGUGCUUCAUCAUAAAAAAAACAUUCCUCCCAAAUAAUUAUGCCAAGUAACGACGCCCUUUGUUAGUUGGCGGGUCAGUACUUAAAACAUCCCUACCAUUUUAUUUGGUGCACACUUACAAGUUCGUUUAUAUAUUUGACUUCCUCGAAUGACUGCAUUUAUUUUUACGCCAGUCACCUGCAAUUCCGAUAGAUCACGGAUUUGUAAUUUCUUUUUAUCGUAUAUUAAGUCAAGACCAAACCUACCUAGUCUGUCGGCUAUUAAUGUUAUUCGUUUCAGCGAAAUGUAUCAUUUCAGUUAGCUUCACGACCGGGGAUAGUCUCAUGUCUGCAUUUCAUGAAAAAUAAGUAGAUCUUUAUUGCUGUUAAUUAACCAACAUCAAUAAUAAUCACGUUGUCUUUUUCUGCUACAUUUGCACACAUAACUGUUGGGUAAACGAUUUUGUGUAUAAAAUUUAAUAUACUGAUUCACUUGUUUCCAGGUUAUAAGAUCAUGCCACCGCCCGCCGGUUACGUCCCAAUAAGGACUCCUGCUCAUCGACUGGUAGCAACACCAACUCCAAUGAUUGGAGGGACUCCAAUGGGCUUUAGAAUCGGCACACCUGAUAUUGGAACAACAGCUGGGUUUGGUAUGAAUGCAACUGGAGGUAAUGCUGCGGCUCUUGGUGACAUGCAACCGAAAGGAGCUAAUUUACCCAUGAUGAGACCUGAUGAUCUACAGUAUUUUGAUAAACUGCUACAAGAUGUCGAUGAGGACACUCUCCCACCCGAGGAGGCACGUGAAAGAAAGAUAAUGACAUUUUUACUCAAGAUAAAAAAUGGUACUCCUCCAAUGCGUAAGUCAGCCCUAAGGCAAAUCACUGAGAAAGCAAGGGAAUUUGGUGCAGGACCUCUGUUCAAACAAAUAUUACCCCUUCUGAUGUCUCCUACACUAGAAGAUCAAGAACGCCAUUUGUUAGUGAAGGUCAUCGAUCGUAUUUUGUAUAAACUGGACGAUCUUGUCCGCCCUUUUGUGCACAAAAUUUUGGUUGUUAUUGAACCUCUACUUAUUGAUGAAGAUUAUUACGCUCGUGUCGAGGGGCGUGAAAUAAUAUCUAAUCUCGCGAAAGCUGCCGGACUCGCUACUAUGAUUUCUACUAUGCGUCCCGAUAUUGAUAAUAUGGACGAAUAUGUGCGUAAUACAACUGCAAGAGCGUUUGCUGUCGUUGCAUCAGCUCUAGGAAUCCCUAGUUUGUUGCCAUUUUUAAAAGCCGUUUGCAAAUCUAAAAAAUCUUGGCAAGCUAGACAUACUGGUAUCAAGAUUGUUCAACAAAUAUCCAUCCUUAUGGGUUGUGCAAUUCUACCGCAUUUACGGUCUUUAGUGGAAAUUAUUGAGCACGGGUUAGUCGAUGAACAACAAAAAGUCCGCACCAUUACAGCAUUAGCUUUGGCCGCUCUUGCUGAAGCAGCCACUCCUUAUGGCAUAGAAUCAUUUGACUCAGUUUUGGAACCUUUGUGGCGCGGUAUAAGAACUCAUCGAGGCAAAGGUUUAGCCGCUUUCCUAAAAGCUAUUGGCUACCUCAUUCCCCUAAUGGAUGCAGAGUAUGCCAAUUAUUAUACCCGUGAAGUUAUGUUAAUUUUAAUCCGUGAGUUUCAGUCUCCUGAUGAAGAAAUGAAAAAAAUUGUUCUUAAAGUAGUCAAGCAGUGCUGUGCAACAGACGGUGUCGAACCUGAUUAUAUUAAGUCGGAAAUUCUACCACCGUUUUUCCGUAGCUUUUGGACACAGCGUAUGGCUCUAGAUCGGCGCAAUUACAGACAGCUGGUUGAUACAACUGUGGAAAUAGCAAAUAAAGUCGGUGCAGCUGAUAUCAUCUCUAGAAUUGUAGAUGACCUCAAAGAUGAGUCCGAACCUUAUCGUAAAAUGGUGAUGGAGACUAUCGAAAAAGUUAUGUCUGCACUAGGAAGCACAGAAGUUGAUGCUCGACUUGAAGAACAAUUAAUUGACGGUAUAUUAUAUGCUUUCCAGGAACAAAGUACCGAAGACGCUGUCAUGUUGAUUGGUUUUGGAACUAUUGUACAAUCACUUGGUAAACGUGUUAAGCCGUACUUGCCCCAAAUAUGUGGUACAAUCUUAUGGCGUCUUAAUAACAAAUCGGCUAAAGUUCGUCAGCAGGCAGCCGACCUUAUUAGUCGUAUCGCUGGUGUAAUGAAAGUGUGUCAAGAAGAAAAACUAAUGGGUCAUUUGGGUGUAGUUUUAUAUGAAUACCUUGGUGAAGAAUAUCCAGAAGUACUUGGAAGUAUUUUGGGUGCCCUUAAGGCUAUUGUAAAUGUAAUUGGUAUGACCAAAAUGACUCCUCCAAUUAAAGAACUUCUGCCAAGAUUGACACCAAUAUUGAAAAACAGGCAUGAAAAAGUAGAAGAAAACUGUAUCGAUCUUGUUGGACGAAUAGCAGACCGUGGGUCGGAAUAUGUCUCUUCUAGAGAAUGGAUGCGUAUUUGCUUUGAACUCUUGGAAUUAUUAAAAGCACAUAAAAAAUCAAUUCGACGAGCAACUGUCAACACUUUUGGUUAUAUUGCCAAAGCAAUCGGUCCACAUGAUGUUUUAGCGACUCUGUUAAAUAAUUUAAAGGUUCAAGAGCGUCAAAAUCGUGUUUGCACAACUGUUGCCAUUGCUAUUGUUGCAGAAACAUGUAGUCCAUUUACUGUUUUACCCGGUCUUAUGAAUGAAUAUAGGGUCCCUGAACUAAAUGUUCAAAAUGGUGUUUUAAAAUCACUGGCUUUCAUGUUCGAGUAUAUUGGUGAAAUGAGCAAAGACUACAUAUAUGCCGUAACUCCUCUGUUAGAAGAUGCACUAAUGGACCGUGAUCUUGUGCACAGACAAACUGCAAUGACUGCAGUAGCUCAUAUGGCUCUUGGUGUAUAUGGGUUUGGGUGUGAGGAUGCUCUUCUGCAUCUUUUGAACGUCGUUUGGCCUAAUGUCUUGGAAACUUCACCACAUGUCAUUCAGGCUUUCAUGUUUUGCAUUGAAGGUCUCCGUGUUGCACUUGGUCCUAACAAAGUACUUCAGUAUUGUCUUCAAGGCUUAUUCCAUCCUGCUAGGAAAGUGAGAGAUAUGAUGUGGAAAGUGUACAAUACUAUUUACAUUGGUAAUCAAGAUGGCUUAGUUUAUGGUUUCCCACGUAUUCCUGACGAACAAGAUCACACUUAUAUCCGUCAUGAAUUGUCUUAUAUUUUGUGAAAAUGUAUUUGUCAGUAUGAUCACAACCCUAUUUACUUCUUAUUUUCACUCCCAGACUUUUAUGUUUUGUUACUAUUGCAUUCUUGUCCUUCAAAUAAGUUCCUGAUAUCAGGAUCUAUUAACUCCUACGGUUUUACACAUAGUCAUGGUCUUGUAUUUAAACCAAUUUUUUUCGGAUUAAUAAAUCCGUUAAAUUGACUC